AUGACUGAAGAAAUUUUUCUAGGGCAACCAUGUGAUAUGCAUGUACACCUUCGUGAUGGUGAAAUGUGUGAAAUAGUUACACCAACAGUUCAACAGGGAGGGAUCAGCACAGCUUAUGUAAUGCCUAACUUAACCCCUCCAAUUACAACUGUUGAACAAGCACGUAGAUAUUAUCAUAAAUUACAAGAUAUAUCACCCUCAACACAAUUUCUAAUGAGUUUAUACUUAAAUACUGAAUCUACUCCUGAUCUAGUAAGAUCUGCUAAAGAAUCUGGUUUUAUUUAUGGAUUUAAAUUAUAUCCGGCUGGUGUCACCACUAAUUCUUCUCAAGGUAUUGAUUUGAGCAACCCUGAUGGCCUAAAGACCUUGUAUCCAACCUUCAAAGCCAUGGAAGAAGAAGGGUUGGUUCUUAACUUACAUGGUGAAAUCCCGUCUGAUGCCAAGGGUACUGUCAAUAUAAUGACUGCAGAACCCUUAUUUUUACCUCAAUUGCGUGUUUUGCAUGCAACUUUCCCAAAAUUAAAAAUCAUACUUGAACAUUGCACUACUAAGAAAGCAGUUGAAUUGAUUAAUGAGCUUAACAGCUCAACUAAGGACAGUAAAUCUGUUACUGUUGCAGGUUCAAUUACAGCUCAUCAUCUGUGGUUAACAAUGGAUGACUGGGCUGGUUGUCCCCUAAACUUUUGUAAACCAGUUGCCAAGACAGAGACGGAUAGAAUUGCUUUAAUUGAAGCUGCUACAUCUGGUAAGCCAUGGUUUUUCUUAGGCUCCGAUUCUGCCCCACAUCCAACAAAUCCAUCAAAAUUGGGUCCCCAUAAAAUUGCAGCAGGUGUAUUUACUCAACCAUAUGUUUUAGCGUACGUUGCAAGCAUAUUUGAGAAGGUACAAAAGUUAGACAUAUUAAAAACUUUUGUUACAGAUUCAGGUAGAGAAUUUUAUGGAGUCCCAGAGAGUAAAUCCAAUAAAAAUGUUAAAAAUGUUUACCUACUUAAAGAUGAACAAAAUAUUAAAAUAGCAAAAAGUUUUACAAACGAAAGGGAAAACAUCGAAGUAAUUCCAUUUAGGUCUGAAGAACCUGUUAAUUGGAUUGUUCAAUGGAAAUGA
This is a messenger RNA of Henningerozyma blattae CBS 6284, 1104 nucleotides long. RefSeq names its product dihydroorotase (gene URA4). Lineage: Eukaryota; Fungi; Ascomycota; Saccharomycetes; Saccharomycetales; Saccharomycetaceae. Gene Ontology annotation, cellular component: cytoplasm. Gene Ontology annotation, biological process: pyrimidine nucleotide biosynthetic process; 'de novo' pyrimidine nucleobase biosynthetic process. The record is from RefSeq and is a predicted model, not a curated record. The transcript has a single exon. Bases 1 to 1104 code for a protein of 367 amino acids. Gene Ontology annotation, molecular function: dihydroorotase activity.